AUGGAGAAGCUGUUUCGUGAUCUGCACAUCGAGGAGCUGGAUCGAGUCUCUCUAGCUGCUCACUGUCUUGAGAAGGACGCGUAUUCGUGGUGGAUCAGCCACUUCGAACGCAAACUUGGGAGUAUCUAUCCAAGCUGGGAGGAAUUUCGGAGACUCCUGUACAAGCAGUACUUCAAGGAUAGCACUAAGCAGAGUUUGGAGCGUGAAUUGGAGCGUCUCAAGCAAGGCAACCGUACCGUAGGCGAGUAUGAGCGAGACUUCUCUCGCAUUGUUUCGUUGAUUCCGUUCGUGGUUCGUGACGAGUAUCACAAGGCAAGGAUGUUUGCGAGAGGGCUAAGGCCCAGUAUUCGACUUCUGAUCGCGUCCCAUGGCGCGUUGACGUUCGACGAGAGCUUAGAUCGGGCCCUGAUGGUGCAGAGUGAAAUGGACGAGGCUCGAAUCGAACAAGACGCAUCCGAGAAGAGUGAAGACAGGAAGCGAGCACAGGAAAGUUUUGCUGGUGGCCAAUCAAGCAACGGACGAUCAUCCAAGCAUCGCAAGGCACAUUCAGGAUCGAGCAGCGCCCCCGCUACGUCUCAGCAGCAGAGCAUCAGACCUUGUGUUAUUUGCGGAGAAGCUCACAAGGUUAUUGAGUGUCCACAGCGCCACAAUCACUGUUACAAGUGUGGCCAACGUGGACAUCUUCGGGCAGAUUGCACCAGUGGAGCAGGAAUAGCAUCUGCAGCAGCAUCUACUCCAGCAGCUCCAUGGCAGGAUCGUGGCAAUUCGACCUAUUCUUCAGUUGGACGUCCAUCGACAUCUCGUCAAGUGAAGGAGGUACACCAGACCACUGACGGACGCGCCUUCAUGAUGACGCGUCAGGAGGACGAUCUGUUGGCUGCCGUCGCCGCAGGUAUAAUGUUGUUGUUGUUGUCGUCGUAG
This is a messenger RNA of Ananas comosus (pineapple), 921 nucleotides long. RefSeq lists its product as uncharacterized. NCBI's taxonomy places the organism in Eukaryota, Viridiplantae, Streptophyta, Magnoliopsida, Poales, Bromeliaceae. The transcript has a single exon. The record is from RefSeq and is a predicted model, not a curated record. Bases 1 to 921 code for a protein of 306 amino acids. Gene Ontology annotation, molecular function: nucleic acid binding; zinc ion binding.